This is a messenger RNA of Closterium sp. NIES-67, 3105 nucleotides long. NCBI's taxonomy places the organism in Eukaryota, Viridiplantae, Streptophyta, Zygnematophyceae, Desmidiales, Closteriaceae. The record is from the annotation of a GenBank genome assembly.
AUUCUUAGAGACACACAUCGCUUUACCAUCAGAUACAGCUGGUGCGGUCUUCCCAGCUGGUGCGAUCUUCCCAACUGCGAGCAAUACUGAGUUGCAGGGGCCAGCUGUGCGUCACCAUGAGACACGCCCUCACAAUCGCGUUGCUGCUGAUCCUAGGCGCGUUUCUGCUAGCAGCGCAGCCGUCCGAUGCAAGCCUAGAGUCAGCUUGGCGCCGCAACAGAGCAUGGCGCAACGGCGGCAGAAUCGACCCCCUUCAGGCGCCCGCAGCCGCUAGGGGCAUCGCGGGCAAAUCCCAGGCGGCGGACGCCGCCGGUUCCGCCGUGUACAUCGUGCGCCUGAGCACGGCACCUCCCCUCUCUGAAUACCGCGGCGGAAUCGCGGGGUACCCCGCCACUGCCACGUGGGACGACGGCAGCGACGAGGAGGAGAACGACGACGACCGCGUGCCGGAGAUGCUUCUCAGCGCCGACGCUUCUGGCGUAACAGGCGGCGAAUCCGAUUCAGAGCCCGAGUCCGUCGACUUGGACGACACCAACGUCGAUCACCCCUUCCCCAACGCCACUGCGCCCUCGCCAGCACCAGCCGAUGAGGCGCCUGGAGGCUCUGCGACUGCCAGCGCGCGUGGCGGCGCCAGCGGCAGCGGCAGCGGUGGCUGCCCGCGUCACCGGCUGCGUCUGAGCAUGGACCGCCCCCAGGUGGCAGCGUUCGCGUCUCUGCUGCAGCGGCAGCAGGCGCAGGUGGCAUCUGAGGCGGGCGUGGGCGACGGCGACCUGCUGUACAGCUACAAGCACACGUCCAACGGCUUCGCCGCGCGCCUCACCGCGCGCCAGGCGUGGCGGCUGCAGCGCAAUCCCGCCGUGGCGUCCGUGCGCCGCAGCCGCGUGUUCCAGCGGCAAACCAGCGACUCACCCAAGUUCCUGGGGCUCCCAGGGAAGGUGUGGCCCGCCGUGGGCGGACAGAGCAAGGCGGGCGACGGCACGGUGGUGGGAAUCAUCGACACGGGCAUCUGGCCCGAACACCCCUCUUUCUCCGACAAGGGGUUUAGUUCGAACCUCCCCUCGGGGUGGAAGGGUAAAUGCGAGCAGUCAAGCACGUUCCGGUGCAACAACAAGCUGAUCGGCGCCAAGGCGUUCUACGGCGGGUUUCAGCGGGCCAGCGGCAAGCCCGCGCUGACCAACGACUGGCUCACGCCGAGAGAUGCGGACGGGCAUGGCACGUGGUGCGCGGGCGCGGCGGCGGGGAACCCGGUGGGGCUGCAGGGCGGCGGGCAGGUGAGCGGCAUGGCGCCGGCAGCACGGAUCGCGGCGUACAAGGUGUUCUGGACAGACCGCAGCAGUGGGAACAUGUACGCGGACGAGUCAGACAUCAUCGCAGCCGUCAAUCAGGGCGUGUCGGACGGCGUGGAUGUGCUGUCGCUGUCCCUGGGGGGCUUGGAUCCCAACGACAACUAUUUCAACGACUUGGCUUUCAUGAGGGCCAACGCUGCCGGGGUGUUCGUUGCCUUUGCUGCUGGUAAUGCCGGCGCCCCUGGCCGGUCGCAGGGGGCUGGUUACCGCACAGUGGGGAAUUUCGCCCCCUUCUUCCUGACUGUGGGCGCCAGCACCAUCGCUCGAGGAGCGUCUCUGGCUUCGGCAGCAGCAGCAGCCGGCACUCAGUCGCUCCCCCUCAGCGCCAUUGCCGGUGCUGGCAGCACCAACAACACUGUCAGCUGCAACGGCACUGGUAGAGGCAACAGCACAGGGAACGGGACUCUGCCUGGCGAUGGCAGCGCCAUGCCUGGCAGCAACUUCAGCUCUGCUGACGGCAGCAGCCUCACUUUCACUGCAGACGGCGGCAUCACCUUCACCACCUCCUCCUCCGCCGCCCCUGUGGUUGCCGACUUCUCGUCCCGCGGCCCCCUCCUGCCGCCCUCGGCCACGGCGCAGGCCCCCCAGCCUGGCAAUGCCAUCCUCAAGCCUGACAUCAUCGGCCCGGGCGUGGACCUCCUAGCCGCCGCCCCCGGGAAGAAAAUCGGCGAGACCGGGGGCCUUGCCCGCCUGUCGGGUACCUCCAUGGCCACCCCGCAUUUGGCAGGGCUAGCUGCUUUAAUCAUCCAGAAAUAUCCCAACUGGAGCCCCGCGCAGGUGAUGUCAGCAAUGAUGACAACGGCGCGGGUGACUGACACUGCCAGCAGCCCCAUCAAGAGCUCCACCGGCGGGGAGGCGACCCCCUGGGAGAUGGGGGCAGGCCAUGUGUUUCCCCCGGCCAUGCUGGACCCCGGCCUCACCUAUGACGCCCGCGACAAAGACUACCAGAAUUUCCUGGCCGGGCAGGACCUGACCCGGGCAAAGAGGGAGUUCCCGGGGGUGUCGCUCUCCCCUCUGGCGGUGCGCAAUCUGAACCUCCCCACCAUCACUCUGCCGCGCCUGCAGGGCUCCAUUCAGGUGACUCGCACCGUCACCAACGUGGGAGGGUCCCAGUCCACGUACAGCGUAUCUGGGAAUGCGCCGGCGGGGGUGAAGGUGACUGUGGCGCCUAAGAGCCUCACGGUUGAUGCCGGGCAGAAGGCGAGUUACACGAUGACGUUCACCGUGGAUACACCCAGCAACGACUUCAAGUACGGGUAUAUAGUGUGGGCGGAUAACCAGGGGCACAGCGUUCGAUCCCCCCUCGUGGUGCAGCCCCUUUCGCGCUAAGGGACAGGGUAGGGUGGCUCUUUAGUGGGGUCUAUGAGGGUACGCGGGGUGCAUCUCUGGCUGUAACCAGUGGGCGCAGGAAGCUCGAGGCGCUUUCACGUUGAUUUGGCUGGUGUAUGCAGCCCUGGCUGCAGCUGGUUGAGAGGCCCCCUCUUUCUGGAGGGUAUCAUUGACGGAUCACGUGCUACUCCUCGUGCCACAUGGCAUGGAGGCCGCAUGGCAUGGAGGCCGCAUGGCAUGGAGGCCGCAUGGCAUGGAGGCCGCAUGGCAUGGAGGCCGCAUGGCAUGGUAGGGCACACGGCAUGAGAGUUGAUGUGGCCGCUCGUUGUGCAUAGCGUUAAUUAUUCUGUGUGUGAGAGAGAGCCGGUUAGGGUACUGUACAGGGUGAUGUGGCGUUGACUCCCUGUUUGCGCUCUUGUAUUUAUCCAAC